UUUUUUGCAAGAUUUUUGUGGUGGCCAGUACGGGCGAGCACACCAGAUGGUUCACCGGUGCGAAGGAUGAUAUAUUUAUCAGAAUGUUCAAAGUUAAAUCACCUUUUGCGGGCCAAAUCAAAAUGGCAAUACGAUUGGGUCCUUUAAUAUUGAAGUAGAUCAAGAUGCAGGAGGACGAGGGCAACUCCGGGAGUUUCCCGGAGAUUCCUCGCCCGAGGACGAGCGAGACAGAAAUGUUGCUGGAUCGGGACAAUCCCUUCCGCAAAAUAGCGGUUGUCCAACAAGAAGAAGAAGUAGAUGACGUCGGCCCUCGCCGGUCUGAUCCACCACCGCUAGUAUCUGGCUCCGGCCCGCGGGAGAACAGCAAACGGGGGCCCCCGAGUGGGCCACUGGCCCUCUCGAGCGGCAACUUCGAUCGGCGCCAACAUCCGACGUCCUCCGGUCGGGUUGCAAAGGACAGCGUCACGUCACCAGGUAAUAGUACCGCUAGUGCGCCAGCAUCUCAGUCGGAGGAGUACGACUACCCAACAGAUUACAACAAGGACAUACGCAGCGAGCGAUUCGCGGCCUCGGAAUUCAGCUGUCGCAAGCUCUGCCAGAACCCCGUCGCAGUGACCCUGAUCAUUUUGGGUACUCUCUUGCUCAUCACGAUCGUUGGGACGUCUGCCUGGUGCUGCAUCAGUAGGAGGGCGGAGGAGGAGUUCUUAUUUCUCGCUGGUGGUAAAGCUACAGCCUAAGCCGGUGCGUUGAUUCAUCUAGAUGGAGAAUGAUUCAUUUCUGCAGCUGUAGUUGUAUACAUUCAGUUUUUCUUUUUGCUGGAUGAUGAUGAAGCUGUGUAAGUAUGAUGGGCGGUUCAUCAUUUUCACGUGACACAGCUGGUCUUAGGGCUACUAGUCAUGAUGUGUUUGCAUGGUUUGUAGUUGAAAGUCGCUAUACGAUACUGGCC
Molecule: messenger RNA, 946 nt
Organism: Amoebophrya sp. A120
Lineage: Eukaryota; Dinophyceae; Syndiniales; Amoebophryaceae
Source: the annotation of a GenBank genome assembly